AUAGCUUCUGAGAGGGAUGCACUACUCUCGACCAUCGAGGAGUCCCAUCAGCAUCGCUCCUCUCCAAAUCCCCUCGCCUUAAACAUCUCAUCAAUUCUUUUGAUAAACCCUCCUAAAACCCUCGAAAGCUACAAUUUGGAACUAUGCCAAUUACCAGGCAAUGAAGAGAGCGUUCAAAAUCUCGGAUGCAGCCCAAGCAGAGCUGCUUUGCCGGCACAGAUCCCCUACUGUCUCCCUUACUUUGGCCACUUUCCCCUUCGGCCUCAUCAAUUCCCCAGUUUGCAGACUUGCCCGCUUGCAGACUCACACUUCGGCGCCCCUCAAUUUGUUCCCUUCCAUUAUUCCGCUUUUUUCCGACAAGCUCUCUCAAGUUGAAACCAAAGCCAGGCAGGAUUUGAACGAAAAGGUGUCUCUUUUGCGGGAUGAAUUGGUUCAACAUGUUGGGGAUUUUGAUAAGGUUACUGGGCUUUUGGAGGAGAAGGGUGACUCGUUGUUUAGGAGGUAUUUCGAUGGAUCCGCUUUUAUUGAACUCCUGAAGCAGUUGAUGUCUUGGCGUCACUUAGCCAUAGAGGUCUUAAGUUGGAGAAGAAAACAAGCUGAGAGGAGCAAUCCGAUGAAACCAGAGGAGUAUGCCAAGUGUAUUGCAGUUGCUGGUAGAGCUAAGAAUAUUGAUCUUGCAGUUGAGCUGUUUGCUGAGGCUAGUAGCAAGCGUGCUAAGAAAACUUGUACAUAUAACGCAUUGAUGGGUGCCUACAUGUACAAUGGUCAUACUGAUAAAUGUCAGUCAUUGUUCCGUGACUUGAAAAAGGAAGUAGAUUUUGGUCCUUCAGUUGUAACAUAUAACAUUCUUAUAUCAGUCUAUGGUCGGUCAUUACUGAUUGAUCACAUGGAGGCAACAUUCGAGGAGUUAAAGUGCUUAAAUAUCUUGCCAAACUUGAUCACGUACAAUAAUUUAAUUGCUGGUUACGUCACUGCUUGGAUGUGGGAUAGUAUGGAAAAUACUUUUCAGAUGAUGAAGGAAGGUCCUGUUAAGCCUGAUCUUAAUACCUACUUGCUAAUGCUACGAGGCUAUGCACAUUCUGGGAAUUUAGAAAAGAUGGAAAAGACAUAUGAAUUGGUAAAAGAUCAUGUAAACAUCAAUGAAAGGCCAUUGAUCAGGGCCAUGAUUUGUGCAUAUUGUAAAAGUUCAAUCAAAGAAAGAAUCAAAAAGAUUGAGGCACUAUUGAAGCUUAUUCCGGUGGAGGAAUAUAGACCUUGGUUGAAUAUAUUGUUGAUUGGGGUUUAUUCAAAGAAUGAUCUUUUAGAGGAAAUGGAGAACUUUAUCAAUGAGGCAUUCCAGCGACAAACCACUGUAACAACCAUCAGAGUGAUGCGGAGCAUUAUUACAUGCUAUUUUAGAUGCAAUGCAGUUGACAGGCUUGCAGCCUUUGUAAAACGCGCUGAAUAUGCAGGAUGGAAAAUCUGUCGCUCUCUAUAUCAUUGUAAAAUGGUUAUGUAUGCAUCACAAAAGCGCCUAGAUGAGAUGGAGAGGGUCCUUGAUGAGAUGGAGAACUUCAACUUGGACCGCACAAAAAAGACAUUUGUGAUAUUGUACAAUGCCUAUUUAAACUGUGGUCAAAGGGAUAAGGUUGAGCAAGUAAUAGCUUUGAUGUACAAGCAUGGACAUGGGAUUCCUCUAGGUGCAUCUCCAUCAUAAUAACCUGCUAACAUGGUCGCAUACCAUGCAUCGCAAACUGCAGAAGGCAUUCAGCUGAUUGUGUGAAUGGUUCAUCAAAACUUAAUAUUGGAUUGAAAUUUCCAGUAAUUCAUAGCUCACUUCCUUUUACUGGAAAAUGAAGGAGAGAGCGCAUGCAGAAAGAUCUCCUUUCUUGGCACUGAUGCACCCUCAGAUAUGGUUUUAAUAAGAAAACUUGGUGUUUUGUGUGAUGGACAAUGACUGCGAGACUGCUGAAUGCUCACGGAAACUGAAAUGAAAUUCAGCAAGAAGUGGCAGGGUGGUGUGUUUUUUUGUCAUGAUUCCUGCCUAGCGUCCUGUAUCCUGCCUAGAUUGACUAAAUUAUGUUAAUACUACAAAAGCUGAGAAUAGGGUGAACUUUUGCCUUUGGUUCUGGCUGCCGUACAUUAAGGUUAACCUUGUAAGAGAUACUAUUGUUUGCUCAUCAUCACGCUCAAACAAAAUCCUAGCUGGUGGGCUGAAUUUAUCCAUUGAGUUGAGUUUUGUAGUUUACAACUGAAUAAAUCAACAAUUUUAGUUUUUUCAAUUGCUGAAGUUGUCAUGUAGAAUAUUAUCCGAUAUUCUGGAACCUUGUAUUUUACCAAUUUAGACACGUUUUUUCUCUUUUUU
This is a messenger RNA of Manihot esculenta (cassava), 2344 nucleotides long. RefSeq names its product pentatricopeptide repeat-containing protein At2g30780. Gene Ontology annotation, molecular function: protein binding; mRNA binding. The transcript is spliced from 4 exons. Bases 161 to 1696 code for a protein of 511 amino acids. The record is from RefSeq and is a predicted model, not a curated record. NCBI's taxonomy places the organism in Eukaryota, Viridiplantae, Streptophyta, Magnoliopsida, Malpighiales, Euphorbiaceae.